This is a messenger RNA of Pundamilia nyererei, 5632 nucleotides long. It is a transcript of the gene cdca2, whose product is annotated as cell division cycle associated 2. The record is from RefSeq and is a predicted model, not a curated record. Gene Ontology annotation, biological process: regulation of mitotic nuclear division; regulation of chromosome segregation. The transcript has 15 exons. Gene Ontology annotation, cellular component: nucleus; chromosome. Lineage: Eukaryota; Metazoa; Chordata; Actinopteri; Cichliformes; Cichlidae. Bases 337 to 2931 code for a protein of 864 amino acids.
CUACACUUUGUCAGUUGCUACCAAUAUUUUUUCUAUAUUUUUUUUAACUGAGUCAUUUUUAUUCAUAUUUUAAAUUUCCCACCAAUAUACUUAAAAAUAAAAUAUAUAACUGCAGUCACGAACGUUGCUGACAAUUUCGCGGAGGGAUCUAUACGCGGUCUCUGGCUCUGGUGUGGAGGGGGAUUUGAAUCGCCUUCUGCUCUUUUUUUUGAAAGUCUUUUUAUAUUGUUAUAAACGUCCGUUAAGACAGUUGUGUUCUUUUUAUAACAUAAAAGACCCGAGUGUUCUUUUAUAUAUUUUUUAACGAGAGACAACCAAAGUAUCUAAAUCCACAAGAUGGCUACAGCAGAGAUCAGCACUGUCUCCUGUGAGGGUGAUCAGGAGGGAGCUGUGUCGCCUCCCUCAGUAGAGGACACCCCCUCAGUUUUAAAUCAAACCUCAGCCCCCCUGAAUUUUUCUGAGCUCACCCCAAGUCAGUUUGGCAUCUCUGUGCAGAGUUUUACCCCAGCAGUAUCAUCAAAUCGCAAAGAUAAGUCUCGUCUAGCACAGCUGAAAGCCAGGCGGAGGUCCAGUGUUGGCGUCCGGGGCUCCCCAGAGACAAAUUCUCUAAUCUGCUUCAUGGCACAACAGAAGAGGAAGACUCCACCGGCAUCCCAAACUCCAGAGCUUGUCAGAAGUAGCCCCUUCCUUCCCCGGGUCGCCUCCACGCUGAGGCAGAAGAUGGCUUCCUUCCAGAGCCUGAUGGAUGUGGAGGAGAAUGAUGCCUGUGAUCCGGUGCCAGCGCAGGACAGCAACACUGGAGGAUGCAUCAAGACAAGAGAUUAUCUGUCUGAUGGGAACAGCCAUGAUGGAGGGAAGGAGAACGACCCUCCAAUGAUGCCUACACCCAGCAAGAGGAGGCGCACCAGCAGCCCCCCCGAAGGCUGCAGUGUGGAGAUUAGAGAGGCCAGCACGCCUACCCUCUCCUCCACUUUGAUGGAGCAGGAGGAUGAGGUCUUUGAACUCCAAAGCCUCAGCCGACCACCUCCUGAUGAUCCUGCAGCCGUUUCGCCACCGCAGCGUUCCUCCCCCUUCCGCAUCCCCUCACUCCCUUUGUUGCCGGAGAUGAAGCCCACAGCCUUUGAGGCUCGAUGCACAGUGGCUUGCUCCAGUGUAGCCAAAGGUUCCGCUCGGCUGAAUUGGUGCAUAUUCAGCGAAGAAGUCGAUAAGAAACGUGUGCGUUUUGGAGGUCCCCUCUCUCCUGAGUUUUUCGAUAAGAACCUGCCUCCGAGCACCCCAUUACAAAAGGGAGGCACACCGGCCCGACCACAAACUCCCGGUGGGAGCUUACAGCUUCGUUCAGUGCUGAAGACACCGCAGAGUGAAUCCAAGACACCCAAAUGUCGGCCCGACUUCAGCAGCCCGACUGCGUUUGGUGCUUCUCCUACACUCACAAUGCCUUGCAAGUCCAGAAUGCACUCUGAGGGAGACGAAGAGGAGGUAAAGAUUGUUUUCCCUUCGGUGGAGGAGAUUGGCUCUGCUGUGGCGAGUGAUACAGAAUGGGCGUGGGAUGCCCAGCCAUUGAAUUUAAACAGUGCCUUCUACGAGGAGUCUCUCUCUCAGCUUCUGACAGAGUCUGACACCAACCCCAGCACAACCUCCCAGAUGGAUGACCAGUCUGAGCCUGACUCCCUGCCAGAGAAGCAACCAGACGCUGGAGUUGGAGGUCCAACUGCAGCCCGAUCCAGCAACAGAAGGAGAAAGUCAGCACCAAAACAAGGACUUGGAAGCGAACCUCAAGCUUGCUCCAGCAGCCGAAAGAGGAAGCUGCCAGAAGAGAGUGAACCUGUGAAGAGGUCGGCACGGUCUGCUGCCAAGUUGGCCUCUGGGAAGAUGAAGAUGACCUCCAGCACAACGCGUCGAUGGAACAAGGACGUAGACCGCUCGCUGUACGGCUCGCGUGAAUAUGCCUCCAAGAACCCCGCCCUGAGUCCCAUCACCGAGAGGCUGUCCUUCAUCAGUCAGUCUCCAACAGCACAGGAGACUCCUUCAAUCAGCUGUAUGGCUCCAGAUCAGGAAACCCAGCUGAAUCCUGAGGUAACUAAUGAAACUCAAGUGAUACACGACCUCGCUGUGACAAAUGCCUCAGAAACCACUGUAGAAGAUUCUGUCACAUCGCCCAGCUUGAGUGAAAAAAGUGCCGCCGGGCAGGACAGCAGGCUGUUGGGGGUGAGGGUCAGAGGAAGACGACUGAAGAAAAGGAAGGUCAGUGUCGCUGACAGUGACCUGACCAGAGGAGAGACAGAGCAGCAGCUCUAUGAAGAGCAAACCACUACAAGCCUUGAGCUAUCAACGAGAACCCCUUCUGUACAUGAAGAGAGACAAGAAGACACUGUAGAACUUUGUGCCCAGACCUCUGCAGAUACACCCUGCACAGAGUCAGAAUGUCACGUGAGUGCACAUGUACCUACUUCAGACUGCCUGAACAGCACAGAGCCAGCACACGGGAAAGCCAAGCAUGGCAGGAGGAGCUCUGUAAGCAGCUCAGUGACAGCGGAGCAGGAGAACUAUGUAAAGAAGCACCAAACCAGCUGUGAAGAGGAGGAGGAAAGACAGGGAGACCGAGCAGCAAGCUCACAGGAAAACAUCCAGUCAAGCUCUGAUAGCCAGGAAGAGGGGGAAACGGCUCAUGUGGACCUUGCUCCCUGGCAAGCUGACUUUAAUUUUGAGGAUGUGUUUAAACCAGUUUGCACUAGAGGGCAGCGCUCAGUGCGGCGCAGCCUGAGAAACCAGAGCAACGCUGAGAACAGCAGCAGUGCAGGGCUCACCUGGCUGCCUCGUACCUCUCCCGAGUCCAGCAAAGAGACCCGCAGGAGGACCCGGGGCCGUCGGCUCAGUGCUGCUCUGCCCAGCCAACCGUCACUCCCUGAGGAGGCGGGAGAUGCCUCCUGAGAUCAUUUACCUAACUUAAUGAACUGAGACAACUAAAACAUUGAUUUUUUUUCUUUCUUUUGUUUCUUUCUCUGUGAAUUAUUAGAGAUGACCAGCAAUUUGUGAGUGGUUUCCCUCCAGUAACUAAGCUAGUCAAUAUGCUGAGAGCUCAAUCAUCUCUGCUGACCACCUAAUCAAUAUCGUGGCACUCGGCUGGUAAUCACAGUGCAUCUUCAGUCUGCCUCUACAAAGUCACUGGAUCAGGAAAUGAAGUCAAUAUCUGCUCCUGAGGCUGGAUGAAGAUGGCUGUGUCGCAUUCACCAAAUGUGUCAGCCAAAGGCAGGCGGGCUUUACACGGAGAACUUAAAUGAAUGUGCUCAAGUAAUUCUGCUUAAUUGUGAUUGGUUGUUGUUGUUGUUGUUUGUUUUUUAAUAAUCUAAACAGUUGUGGUUAUUGAAAAGCAGAUGCUUGUAAGGUACAGUUUGAACCUUACAAGCAUCUGCUUCUAACUAAAUAUAUUGCCUCCAUGUAAAGAUGGCACAUUAGAACAAACUGUGUUCAUUUAAAAGGAUGCUUUAGAUUCAUUUAGAGCAAAUUAAUCCAGAUAAUAAAGCAGCCGCUUGUCUCCACAAACGUGACGUUCCAGCUGUGUGUGGUCACUCGAGUUCAAGUGCAGCAGCUUUCCCUUUAGCAUAAACCGUCCUGUUCUGUAUUUUAAACAUGGCCAAAUGCCUGAAAGUAAAUUGACCUCUAACCUCCACCCAAGUUCCAGCGGUUAUUGAUUUUUAAAAUCUGUUGCUCAGUACCGGCUCCAUCCAUCUGUCACAGAGGGCAGUAACAAAUUGAGUUUCAGAUUCAGUUCACAUAGGAAAAUUGGCUCGCAGAAUGAUGCAUGACUGUAAUCUAUCCAUCACUGAGUAAUUGACUGCCUCCUUUUACAUCAAGUCAGUCACUUGGCUGAAGGACGACAGAGGUUUUUGGCCCCACUAGUGAUCUGCCAAGGCCUUUUUCUGCUCUCUAUUCCCACCGGAAGACAGAUGGACAAAAUCAUAAACCCACUAAUGUGAUGUUGUGUGGCUGCAGUGGGGCCACACUGCCAUCUGGUGGCACUCUUGCAGAAUUGCUGCUUAUUGAUGUGCCGCUCCUGGGAGGGUGCGUCAGGAAAUGAUGCUACUGUCAAGAGUGGGAAUAAUAUAAAUGUGUGGAAGUUCAACUUUAUGGAUGGCUGCUACUGCUUGGAGAGAGAAAAAACACACAGACUAGGCUCGUGUGUGUGCGUUUUUCUGCUCGACUGUGACGCUGUGUGUUUGUCUGCUCUUGUCUCUUUUAAAACUUGUAUCAUCUUUGUAAAUGUGCAGUUUAUAGAGUUGAAGCCAAACUGCUGCACCUCUAUAAUAUGAGUGGGUGUUGGGUGUGUUGUCUGUGAGAGAGAGCGCGGGAGUGUGUGUGUACGUGAAGGGUGUGAAGCCCCUGUCCCUGGCAGACGGGCAUACUGAAGGCGGCUUAACACAAGAACAAUGGGGUCCUUUGACCAAAACGACACCCCCAAGACAUGUGGCCUCCUGUCACCGUGGCAACCCCCCAUGGGACAGAGCAGGAUGACAGCUGGAGAGGAGGACUUACAAAAAUGGAGUCCAUUUCUUUCCACUGAAGCUCUCCCGGCUCUAUAUCUUUUCCCCUCUUCCCCCGGGCCUCCUCUACACUUUGGCCCUGGUCAAUGCAGGAUACAUCUCAUUUUACAGCUCCGUGUGAUUGACCUUACAGGCUUCACUUGCCACCUACAAAUCCUCCAGAGGGAAAAAUAAAUAAAUUAAGAAUCAGCACCAACAAUAAAUCAGCUCUUUAUUGGCUCUCAUUACUGUCCGUAAUAAGAGCGCAUUGAGCGUCGCAGACAAAUACACGGCUGAGCCACAAGAUUUCACACUCGCUCUGCUCUUGAUUUUCCGCCUCAUUUCAAAACGGAUGAUCACUUUCUGUACGAGCACAAAGAGACAUAAUCAGUUAUUUGUACUUCCAGAUUUAGAGACCUUGGUCUUUCAAUUAGUUAAUUAGUAACUGAAUGGUAUUAAGUUGUCCCGCUGCCUGUGGCCUUUCUGCGCUCUGUGCUGCGAGCCUUCUAUUAUUGAUGUUCAGAGGCACGAUCUGUAAGCCAUACACAGCUCUCCUAUGGAGCUGAAGACAGCAGGAGGAGGGCGACAAAACAAAAGGCAGGACAACAGCAAGAGACCCUCGAGCUACUCUGUUUGGUUUGCUGUCCCAGUGUGUCUGCAUGCUGCGACUGGCUCAAACCUGUUUAAGAAAGCUGCCUCUACACACAGACGAGAGGGCGUAAUCUAGGAAUCCAAUACUGGGAACAUACUAGGACAUCGUAAUCGGUCAUUUAGUGCUGCUACUUUAAAGCAGCCUUGGAUUAAAGUUGGGCUCAGAAAUUUUAACAGUGGAGCUUUCAAUUUAAUUUCCCUUUUAGUUUUAAGACUAGGGUUAAUCCAUGUGUGGGAAAGUGUCUGCACAAUUACAGCUGUGACUAACAAUUGGGUAAUCUGUCUCAUCCCCCCCAAAAGUGUCCAUAAUCAUAAAGAGAGCGUUUACUUUUUUCAUAAUUCCUGUUUCCAUAAUGGUUGAUCAAACGUUAUGGACAGCUAUUUUUAAUGCAAAUAUACAUUUGUAGUGUUCAUAUUUACAGAAAGCAGGGAAAGAAACAUUAAAACUAUUUUUCCAUUAA